AUGCCUCGACCGUCAUCUGCCCCUCCUUCCCACCUCAUCAUCGUCUGCUGCCACGCCAUCUACCUCGGUCGGCGUGCCGGAGUGCUGCCAGACUCCUCUGCCCCCAGCGAGGACGAGUCCAACUGGCUGAUCGAGCCCUUCCAGGCCGGCGAGACCGGCACGUACAUCCAGCACGUCGAGGCGGGCGUACGGGAAUUGGCGAGAGAUAGGGAGCACGCGAUUCUGGUGUUUAGCGGCGCGCCCACUAAGCCUGACAAGACGCCACUCACUGAGGGCGAAGGGUAUUUGAACGUCGCCCUCGAGCAUGACCUCUUCGGCUUUGACACCUCUCCACCGUCACCAUCGCUGAGACAACGCAUCUUUAUCGACCGCUACGCCACGGACUCGUACCAGAACAUCCUCUGCUCGCUGAUCCAGUUCCCUCUCUUCGUCCAACAACUCCAGUCUCGGAGACCGCCUCAAGCCACAACAAUACCCUCCCCACGGCCACCGUUGUUGUCACAGGGUGGUGCUUCGACUCUUAUCAGCACCACACCCCCGGAGGACGACGGCGAGAAGCAGGCCUACUACCAGGCCAUCAAACCAACCUUCCCCACCAAGCUCACCGUCAUCUCCCACGCCUUCAAGCGCGCCCGCUUCCUCGACCUGCACCUCCCCGCCCUGCGCUUCCCGCUCGAAUCGACCGUGUACAUCGGCAUCAACCCGCCGUUCACGCCGGCCAAGCUGGCCGAGAUCGCGGAGGGCGAUCGCCUGCGUGGCUUCGGCGCCUGGGAGAAGGACCUGUACGGCGCGGGCGCGGGCUUGAGCAGGAAGCGGGAGCAGAGAGGCUGGGACGCCGACAGGUUCCGAAGAGAGGUGGUGGCAAGGUAUGGCGGCGAUGAGACGUGGACGAGGCAGCUGCAGGGUUUGCUGUCCUGGCGUGGGGGGAGCGAUGGGAUCACGUUGUGGCCCGGCGGUGUCCCGUGGGAGUGA
Fonsecaea erecta is the source of this 972-nucleotide messenger RNA. RefSeq lists its product as hypothetical. The record is from RefSeq and is a predicted model, not a curated record. Bases 1 to 972 code for a protein of 323 amino acids. Gene Ontology annotation, cellular component: cytoplasm. The transcript is spliced from 2 exons. Lineage: Eukaryota; Fungi; Ascomycota; Eurotiomycetes; Chaetothyriales; Herpotrichiellaceae.